Messenger RNA from Melanaphis sacchari, 987 nucleotides. RefSeq names its product piggyBac transposable element-derived protein 4-like. The transcript is spliced from 5 exons. The record is from RefSeq and is a predicted model, not a curated record. NCBI's taxonomy places the organism in Eukaryota, Metazoa, Arthropoda, Insecta, Hemiptera, Aphididae. The coding region runs from base 1 to 987 and encodes 328 amino acids.
AUGGCGGCACCUUCUGACCCUGAAUCGUCAUUUGAUGUUUGUAGCCGCACAAACAAGCUCCGUAUAAAAGAUUUUUGUAUCGGUGAACGAUAUACACCACGCGAGUCAAAGCUUACGCCAAAUGAUGUGAAUGACAUAUUAGAUAUGGAAUCGUCGGAAGAAGAAGUGGGAGGUGAUGAAGACGACAAUGAAGUAAGAAUAGUAAAUAAUAGUGAUCAUGACAUUCAAAAAAACUAUAAAAGAGAUAGAGAUGCCAAAAUUAUAACAAAAAAUGAAAUGAUGGCAUUUUUUGGUUUGUUGUUUUUGUCAGGAAUAAAAAAAGGGAAUCACACCAACUUUCUUGAACUUUGGGCUACAGAUGGUACUGGAAUUGAAGUUUUUCGGGCUUGUAUGAGCUGUAACCGUUUUCUUUUUAUUUUGAAUUCAAUAAGAUUCGACGAUAAAACUACUAGUAAUUAUAGAAGAUCUGAUGACAAACUAACUGCUGUGAGGUCAAUGCUUGAUCAAUUUGUAUAUAAUUGUAAAACAAGUUACUACCUUAGUGAAUAUUUGAACAUUGACGAAAUGUUAGUCCCAUUUAGAGGUCGUUGUAGUUUUAUUCAGUAUAUACCAAGUAAACCUGCAAAAUAUGGCUUGAAAAUAUUUGCACUGGUUGAUGCAAAAUCAUUUUAUACGGGGAAUUUAGAAAUUUAUUGUGGGACGCAACCAGACGGGCCUUACAAUAUGUUUUCCAAGCCAUUUGAUAUUGUCAUGAGAUUACUUGACAAUGUAACAGGAUCAAAUCGUAACCUAACAUGUGAUAAUUGGUAUACUAGUUAUCCCUUGGCUACUGAAUUACUAAAAAAGCAAACAACUAUUGUAGGCACAUUGAGAAAAAAUAGAAAGGAGAUUCCAGUAGACUUUCAACCACAUAAAAAUAAAGUUGCUCACAAUUAUGCACAUUCUUUUUUAAAAACCCCCUUCACUCAUCCCUGGGUAUUGGUGUAA